AUGUACUAUUCACUAUGGAUUUCAUUAUUGUUCCUUGUUCAUAUUACACAAGGAUCCGACGCCAACGACUACUUCAUCAACCCGUCCUCCGGCAACGACAUCAACCCGGUGUGGACCCUCGGCGAGGAACAAGUCAUAAAAUGGGAGACCACUCUAGGAGUAUUCAACAUUUCCUUCUGGCAGCAGAGCCUAGUUGAAGAAAGCGCCGCCAGUCAAGGCAAUAUCUACUCCAAGAUCCAUUCCACCGACCAAGUCACCAAUUUCACCUGGGUCGUCCAAUUGUACGGCUUCAGUUUGGAUUACUCCAACGUCUUCUUCUUGUGGAUCAACUCCGAUGACCCCGGCGGGUUUGUGUCGACCUAUUUCAACAUCACGGAGCCGACCACGACUACCACUUCCAGUGCGACAGCAACUGCCACCUCAGCCAAAGCUCUCAAUACGACUUCUUCACCUAGUACUACCAUUGCAGCUGCACAAUCCACUGCGCCUGCAUCCAGUACCGCACAACUAACCCCUACGGAGCAAAUAGCCCUUGGGGUGGGAAUUGGGAUUGGCGUACCUGUUCUUGCGGCCCUGGGUGCGCUGGUAUGGCUCAAGGCACGAUCAAACAAGAACCUUGCAAUGGCUGCUGCGUCCGGUACGAUGCACCCAGGUGCGAUGCAUGCUUCUUGGCCCGGGAUGCGGCAACCACAGCCGCUGCCGCCGAAGGAGAUGCAGGGGUCGGAUCCGAGGGGUUCUUAUCCUGAAUUGGCGGGACAAGAAUAUCGGUAG
Aspergillus ibericus CBS 121593 is the source of this 771-nucleotide messenger RNA. RefSeq lists its product as uncharacterized. The record is from RefSeq and is a predicted model, not a curated record. The transcript is spliced from 2 exons. Lineage: Eukaryota; Fungi; Ascomycota; Eurotiomycetes; Eurotiales; Aspergillaceae. Bases 1 to 771 code for a protein of 256 amino acids.